GUUUUCAGCGCGAUCGCAUACUCCGCAUACCGCAUGUUCAAAUCCAGAGGACGAAGAGGAUAGUUGAAAAUUUUCUGUUGGUGAAAGCUGCUUCUGAUGAAUGAUUGUUGAUAUUAAAUUGAAGAAAUGGCUCAGAAAACUGCACAGAAAAAAUCCAAAUCAGCAGCAAAUAUUAAAACAAAGACUGUUCCAAACAAAACUAAAUCAAAACCUCUGAGUAAUGGUUACAAAGAGACCGAAUCCGAAAAGGCUUCUAAUAGGAGAAAACAGAUGUCAAAAGUGUCUGAAGAUAAACUAACUUCAGAGGAAGAAGUAAAAACAGCCGUAGAAAAUUCUUCUGAAGCUGUGCAAAUGGAAGCUGAACAUGAAGCAGUUCCGGAGGAAUCGCAGAAAGUUUCUGAAAUCAAAGUUUUAAAAUCAGCCAGUGAGUCAAAUCUGAAAACGGAAAAGAAUCGUAAACGCAAAAAUGUUCCGCUCGAAAACGGUUCUGAAACAGUUCAGAAGGAAACUGAAGAAAAGAAAAGAUCAAAAAUGAGCAAAACAAAAGCAAAGAAGCAAAAAUUUAGUAUUCAAGUUCCUCCUCGGAAGACGGUAUCAGGCAAAAUUUUUGUUAUUGGAGACAAUGGUGUUGGUGCUUUGGGUCUUGGGCAAGAUGUCGAAGAAAAGAAACGGCCUGCACUUCUUGACCUACCUCAAGCAAUGGUGGAUGUUGCUGCCGGUGGAAUGCAUUCGGUCUGCCUCACCGAAAGUGGAGAGGUUAUCACAUUCGGAUGCAAUGAUGAAGGUGCGCUGGGCCGUCCGACAAGUGAAGAACCGGCAACAGAUGAAGACUCUCCUUUCAUUCCCCACAGAGUUGAAAUUCCUGAGAGAAUAGUUCAAGUGUGUGCUGGAGACUCGCAUUCUGCAGCUCUUUCGCAGUCAGGGCAAGUUUACAUUUGGGGCAAUUUCAGGAGUGGUGAUGGUCCAAUGGGUUUAACACCUGAUGGACAGAAACAGACUUCUCCAAUCAGGAUAUUGCCUGGGGUUACUAUAGUUAAGAUUGCCUCUGGAACCGAUCAUUUUGCGUGCCUCUCGGCUGAUGGCUCAGUUUACACGUUUGGCUGUGCAGAGAAUGGUCAGCUGGGCAGAGUGCCGGAAAGAAGAUCUAGAAAUGGUGGACGUGGAGGUCUAGCUACAUUGUUGGAACCUAAUAUUGUACAUGUUUCAAGUUCAAGCAAAUCUCUUACCAUUGAUGAAGUGUGGACUGGAGAUUAUGCCACAUUUUUACGUGCCCACGAUACAGGCUCUAUAUGGGCAUUUGGCCUUAAUAAUUACAAUCAUUUAGGCUAUGAAGGUGAAAGAGUGAGUUUUAUACCAAAGAAAGUUUCAUCAUUUGAUAAUAAAGAGUGGAAAGAAAUCAGUGGUGGUCAACAUCAUACACUAACUUUAGAUACUGAAGGUUUGGUAUAUUCUAUGGGAAGGAAAGAUUAUGGAAGAUUAGGUCUCGGUGAAAAUUGUGAUGAUACGUCUAGUCCAACAGUGAUUCCUACAUUAGCAAAUGAAAGAUGUACUAAUGUAUCAUGUGGUGGUAAUUGUGUAUCUUUUGCAGUGACUGAGCAAGGAUAUGUAUUUUCAUGGGGCUUAGGAGAUAACUAUCAACUAGGGCACGGAGACGACGAGGAUCGCCAUGUGCCGAAACAGAUAGAGGGCAAUUUUGCAAAAUCCUGGAAGGUGUUGAAGGUGGCUGGUGGUGGGAUGCAUACUCUAAUACUUGCAUGCCCCAGAGAGAGCACAACCACUACCAGUACAAAAUGAUGUUUGAACUAUUUAUAUUUGUUUUAUGAACUAAAGGGGUCGAAGUUGUCACACUACCUGCCAAAUCGAUUGUAUAGUGCUGUGACUAAUAAAAUAUUUUAAUGUAUUUUCAA
This is a messenger RNA of Uloborus diversus, 1907 nucleotides long. RefSeq names its product regulator of chromosome condensation-like. Gene Ontology annotation, molecular function: guanyl-nucleotide exchange factor activity. Bases 127 to 1794 code for a protein of 555 amino acids. The record is from RefSeq and is a predicted model, not a curated record. Gene Ontology annotation, cellular component: cytoplasm. Lineage: Eukaryota; Metazoa; Arthropoda; Arachnida; Araneae; Uloboridae. The transcript is spliced from 9 exons.